Messenger RNA from Dromiciops gliroides (monito del monte), 7333 nucleotides. RefSeq names its product kinase non-catalytic C-lobe domain containing 1 (gene KNDC1). NCBI's taxonomy places the organism in Eukaryota, Metazoa, Chordata, Mammalia, Microbiotheria, Microbiotheriidae. The record is from RefSeq and is a predicted model, not a curated record. Gene Ontology annotation, molecular function: guanyl-nucleotide exchange factor activity. Gene Ontology annotation, biological process: small GTPase-mediated signal transduction.
AGCGCGUUGCCAUGGUGGCGCAGCGUCUGUAGCCGGAGCUCUGCUGGCCAGCCCCGCCAAGGAAGCGGAGGGCGGGUGGAACGACGGCCGGACGGCCUGGGGUCGGCAAGGCGCGAAGCCGACCUCAGCGCCACCGCCGACAGCGUCUCCGUCCCCGCCACCAGGAGCACCAUCCUCGGUCAGCCGUGCGGCUGCCCGAAGGGAGGCCGCCGAGUCCCCCGAUCCUGCCGGAGGGUGGCCCCUGCCGCGAGCCCCCUGAUCGGUCCCGACCCUGCCAUGGACGCCGAGCUGGCCCAGCCGCUGCAGCAGCAGCUGUGUGUGGGCCAGCGAGAGGAAGAGGAAGAGGAGGAAGAGCUGGACUUCUAUGACUUCGAACCACUGCCCGCCCUGCUGGAGGACGAGGAGAAUGUGUCACUUGCCGACAUCCUGUCCCUUCGGGACAGCUGCCUCACAGAGCAAGACAUUUGGGCAGUGUGCUUGGAGUGCAGCCGCUCCUUGAGAAGCAUCGCCCACUCUGCCAUCUUCCACACACUGUGCAUCACUCCAGACACUCUGGCCUUUAACACCAAUGGCAACGUGUGCUUCAUGGAACAGCUCAGCGAUGAUCCCGAAGGUGCCUUCGUUCCACCAGAGUUCGACAUCACCGGGAACACGUUUGAAGCCCACAUCUACUCUCUGGGGGCGACCCUAAAAGCUGCCAUCGAAUAUGUGAUCGAACCCGAGCUCGAGCCAAAGUUCUGUAAGGAUCUGGAGGUCCUUCUGGAGCAGAUGCAGGAGGAGAGUCCGGGCAGCAGGCCUGAUAUUGAGAGCAUCAUUGCCCUGUGUGAAGGAAAAGUGCAGGCAGCAUCCUCCUGUCAGAUCUGUCGGGACCUGUCUGCAGUUGGGAGGAGAGUGCUUUCCAUUGAAUCCUAUGGGACUUUUCAAGAUGUGAAUGAGAAUAUGUGGAGGGGGAGGAUGGGCCCCAAAAACACAGGACUCCAAACCCAGCCAGAUGAGAAGAGGCCAGACAAUAAUGUGCCCACUGUAGCAGACUCUCGAGGUGGGGACAGCGGCUCCACAGCCCACAGAAACCUGCCUCUGAGGCCACCAACUGGGGAGAAGGAUGACCACGAAAGCUUCUCUAAGGAAAAGCUGGCCAACUUCGUCUUGGAUUCGGGGUAUUUCCACAAUGACCUGGACAGAGGUCUCCUGAAGAAAAGUCGCCUGAGAAAAAUCCAGACUUUCCCGCGGCUCCUAACGGAAGCUCCAGAAGCCAACAACUUCUGCGUGUCUUUGAUAAGUGGGGGGUCUCUGACUAGGAAAAGCCAGCUGCCUGCAUCUGAAUUGUUUCCUCCAGACUACAGGAAGAUCUUCCCAGAGGGCAGAAAUGGUCCUUUUCCCAUAAAGAUCCACCCUAAGCACAGACUUAGGUCUGAGCGCUCAGCUGAGCCUCCCGGGGAGAAGUCGCUGCCUCCGCCACGGGAACAAGCCACUGACACUCAAGGAAGUAGUGGGGGCAGCAAGGGUGGCAGUGGUAGUGAUGGGGAGAACAGGGUGCGACUGGGGCCUAGGCCUGGAGAAGAAGUUUCUGAUGUGACAGAGAAGGCCAACAGCCCCGAGACCUCACGAGGACCCAGCAAAAAGGAACUGUUGUCUCUGAAUGAGCUGAGCUUAAGAAGGAAUCCUGCUGAGGAAAGGUGCCUGCCAAAUCCUGCAAGCCCCCAGGAGCCAAGUGACAGCAUGGCAGUGGUGGGCAGCCACCAGGAACCUGGCCAAGGAAGCAAGAAGCCAGACACAGUCAGCAAUGAGCAGUGGGUGUCUCUGCAGGAGCUCUUGUCAAGGCUGGGGAGGCCCUUUGGAGAGUACGAGCUAUGGGCACUUUGUCGAGAAUCUCUGUUUACUCUUCAGAGCUACAUAGAAUACCCAGCUUAUUUGUGCUUGGACUCUGUGCUGGUGGACUCGGAUGGGAACGUUCUCUUUGGAGCUUUGAAAGAUGCAGGCUCUUAUAAUCCAUUAUAUGUAGCUCCCGAAGUGGAACGGCAGAAGCUGGUCACAGAAAAGGCUUCUGUUUACUGUGUGGCAGCCAUCCUGUGGACUGCAGCCAAAUUCAAUCUAGCCCCUCAACAGAAGCUGGCCCUGCCUCGGAAGCUCAAGAGUCUCCUGCUGGACAUGGCCCGGAGCAGUGCUGUUGAGAGGCUAUCUGUGGCCCAGGCCAUGAAGGUGUGUAGCAGCUACCUGCACCAGCGAGGCAUGGACAGCAAGAAGAUCCUCGCGCACCUGAGCACUUCUCCACUGCAGGUCUACCAAGAAGAAGAAACCAUUGGCCUGCAGAACACCCUGAGUAGAGUGGCCAUUGGAGCUAAAAGCGGCAGAGAGGACGCUGAAGAGGAUGGUCCAGGUGGACAUCCCCCCUCCUCGGAUGGUGAUGUUCCAGAUGGUGACGGUCCAGGUGGGCACCCCCUCUCCUCAGCCAAGGCUGAUCCAGGGUUUGUUCCCCUUACUCGGGAUAGCAAGCUGGUAGUUGUGAAGGGCCCAGUGCCUUGCCCACUGUCUACAUGCAGAGAGAGCCCGGUGGUGCCAGCUGCAUUCACCUCCUUGGCCACUCGCUUUAGGCCAAUCGUGCUGGCACAAGAGGCAGCCGUGACUGAGGAAAGCUGCACGUUCCCCUCUGACCAGGGCGAUCAGCUCAAGGGUCCAUGCCCUGCUCUCAGCACUGCAGAUGGCACAGAGAGCCAAGUGGCUGAGGAGCAGAUGGCCCCUGUGAGCCCCAAAACUCCAGAAACACCCAUGCUACCUGGGGAUGCCCAGGGUUCCCCCGAAGCACUGCCCUGGGGCAGCUCAGCCCAGGUCCAGCCUCUAGCCAGACCCACCUCACCAGGGGGCCAACCUGAGAGAGAUCCAUCCACUUCUGGGGGCUCUUCAGAGGCCUCUGGUCCACCUGCUGCUCUCCUGAAGAAUGGCCUCCUCCUGACAAAGGCUCCAGAGGCAGCAGCAGGGUUGCAGGAGGCACCUGGAGGCUCUGACCUCCCCUGUGGCAGAGGCCACAGGGACCGUGCUACCUAUGACCCUCCUCGCAGCAGCAGUGACCCUGUGGUCAGGGCAUCCAGUAGCCCUGGGACUCCAGGCCUGGAGGCCAAGGAACUCGGCAGCCACAGGGAUGCUGCCUCUGCCUCUGGGCCUCCAAGUCAGCCCCUGCAGAAAGGUCUCCUCAGGAGCCAAGGAGGAGGCAAAGAAGCCAGGAGUAAUGGGCCUCCUGCAGACUCGGCAAAGCUGGCAGAUCGAAGGCCGCCUUCUUCUUACUCAGAAACCUCCUCUGGGCAGAAAAAGACAAUUGGCCCUUCGUUACAGAGAGUGAUGCGCCUCAUCCAAGAAGAGUUUGCCUUUGAUGGCUAUCUGGAGAAUGGGCUGGAAGCCUUGAUCAUGGGAGAAUACAUCUACGCCUUGAAAGAUCUCACCUAUGCAACUUUCUGUGGGGCUAUAUCAGAGAAGUUUUGUGACCUCUACUGGGAUGAGAAGCUGCUGCAGAAUCUCUUCAAGGUCGUGAAUGGGCAGGUGUCCCCACCUGGCAGAAUCAUGGAAAUGGAUGGCUCUGAAUGGGAGAGUCAAGGCAGUGGUGGACAGAAGAUAGUCAGUGGGCUGGCAGGCGGGAGACGGACAAAAGAUGAAGCAGGAAAACUGAGGUCGAGGGCCUCCCGCCCCAGUGGGGCUCCUCCCUCACCAACCUCACUCUCUGACAUGGAUGCGAAUGAGCUGUCCCAGAGCAACUUUGAGGUAGGAUUCAGGCCACAGAAGAUGAGCAGCAGUGAGAACCAGGAGCACCCUGCAGAGGGCAGCUGCCUUCAAGAUAGCCCAGGAGGGGAAGGCACGACCUUCGGGGCCAAGAACAUGGCCCCUUCUCCCUGCCCAUCUGAGUUCCGCAGCUGCAGCCCCGGCUGGUGCAGCGCCUUCUACGAAGCCGACUGCUUUGGUCCAGAUGUGUACAGUUAUGUGAAGAAACUAGGGCGGCAGAAAGCCAAUGAGCCACCAAACACAGAUGCCCCGAGCCUGUCUCCCCUUGAAGAGUAUGAGUGUAACCGGGAGCUGGAACAGCAGCUGAUGAUGGAGAAGCGGAACUACCGGAAGACCCUGAAGUUCCGCCAGAAGCUGCUUCAGAAAGAGAAGAGAAGCCGAGGUUCGGAGGUUAAAACUAUGUUGUCAAAACUGAAAGGACAGCUGGAAGAGGCCAAGGCCAAGGUGCAGUUCCUCGAGCUGGUCAAGAAGUACCUACAGGUGGCUUACGCGGAGCAGUGGGGCCUGCAGCCAUGGGCACUGCCUGUCAUCGUGAACAUCUCGGCUGCCGGCUGCGACACCCUGGACUUCAGUCCCCUAGACGAGUCAUCCUCGCUCAUCUUCUACAACGUGAACAAACACCAAGGCAACAACAAACAGAAGAGGUCUCGGAUCCUACAGGCCGGGACCCCCCUGGGUCUUAUGGCAUAUCUCUACUCCAGCGACGCUUUUCUGGAAGGCUAUGUGCAGCAGUUUCUCUAUACCUUCCGAUAUUUCUGCACCCCAGAAGACUUUCUGCAGUUCCUCCUGGACAGGAUCCAUAGCACUUUAUCCAGAGCCAACCAGGACCCCACGUCUACCUUCACCAAGAUCUAUAACCGCAGUUUCUGCAUCCUCCAGGCCUGGAUUGAAGAUUGCUACACUAUAGACUUCACCAGGAACAGCGGGCUUCUGGAAAAGCUUGAAGAGUUUAUUUCUUCCAAGGUCGCUCCCCUCGAUGGCUAUGGGGAGCACUUGAGGUCCUUUCUCGAAGUCGCCACAGAUGGAAAAUGUGAGGGCCCUUCCCGCCUCGGUGACCUGGAGGAUGAUAAAGAAGCUGAUGAGGAUACACGGUCUCUGAAUGCACUCUGUAAAAAGCUCUCCGAAGAGAAUCUCUCUCGGAAGGGAUUUAACUGGAAGCUUCCCAGGGGCAAUGGCUUCAUUCUGCCACACCACAAAGAGAGGCCAUACACCAUUGCCUCUGCCUUACCCAAGCCUUGCUUCUUGGAUGAAUUCUGCGGUGCCUAUGGUAAGGCCAGUGAGAAGGGGCCCUACUUCCUCACCGAGUACAGCACCCACCAGCUCUUCAGCCAGCUGACCCUGAUGCAGCAGGAGAUGUUUCAGAAGUGCCACCCAGUCCACUUCUUGAACUCAAGAGCCCUUGGUGUCCUGGACAAAAGCACAGCCAUGCCAAAAUGCACCUCCUCAGAGUCACUGUCAGCCAAGGUUGGGAGCCUGUUCCUGCCCAGUUAUACUCAGGACAAGUACCUGUUACAGCUCCUAAGAAAUGCUGACAACAUCAGCACCUGGGUCGCAGCGGAAAUUGUGACAAGCCACACUUCUAAGCUGCAGGUGAAUCUCCUCUCCAAGUUUCUGCUGGUCGCCAAGGCUUCCUAUGAGCAAAGGAAUUUUUCCACAGCUAUGCAGACUGGGGGGCUAGAGCAUCUCCUGGUGAGGCAGCUGCCGGCCUGGAAAAUCCUCCCAGCAAAGAUCGCAGAAAUCAUGGAGGAACUAAAAGCUGUUGAGGUGUUCCUCAAGAGUGACAGCGUGUGUUUGAUGGAAGGACGCAGGUUCCGCACGCAGCCCACCAUCCCAUCUGCCCACCUACUGGCCAUGCACAUCCAGCAACUGGAGACAGGGGGCUUCACCAUGACCAACGGAGCCCACAAGUGGAGCAAGCUCAGGAACAUCGCCAAGGUGGUAAGCCAGGUCCACGCAUUUCAAGAAAACCCCUACCCCUUUGCCGCAGACCACAAGCUUCAGUCGUACCUCAAGCAAAGAAUUGCUCGCUUCAGUGGGGCCGACAUUUCCCUCUUGGCUGCUGACAACAGGGCCAACUUCCACCAAGUUCCUGGUGAAAAACAUUCCCGGAAGAUUCAGGACACGUUGAGGCGGAUGAAGGCGACCUUUCAGUAGCAGAGGAUCAUCGCUGCAGGAUUCCAAAGCAGGGGCUGGUGGGGAGGUGGCAGGGAAGGCCACCUCACCUCUGGGACUGACCCUGAGUACUAGGCUUUCCUACCCCCUGAGCCUUCCUGCCCCCUUCCUCAGGCCCUUUCUCUGUCCCCUGGAUCAUCCAGAGCUCAGGCUGGAAGAAGCUUCAGAGCACCCAGAGAAUGGGGGGGGAGGGGACUGAGAGGGAAUGCCACUGAAGGACAAUGCCCAGGACAGUCAUGCCAUCAUUAUUUUAAUCAGGCCUCUGUGGUGGUCAGUGUCUGGCAGAUAGGUGAUGCAGUGGACAGAGUGCUGGGCCAGGAGUCAGGAAGACUCUCCCUGAGUUCAAAUCUAGCCUCAGACACUAGCUGUGUGACCUUGGGCAAGUCACUUAACAUUGCUUGCCUCAGUUUCCUCAUCUGUAAAAGGAGCUGAAGAAGGAAACAGCAAACCACUCCAGGAUCUUUGCUAAGAAAACCCUGGCUGGAGUCACCAAGAGUGACAUGACUGAAAAACGACUGACCAGCCGCCUCAGCCACAUGUUCUCCUUUGGCCCUGGUUCUCCCUGUUUUGUUUUGUUUUGGUUUUCUCUACAGUGGAAAGACCUUCUAAGUACUCACUAUGUGUGUGGGAGCAAGGAGCAAAAUGUUCCUGGCUCCUGGGCCCCUGAGGACAUGCCAAGCCCCACUGAGCCCCCCAGUCCCUUCCUACCCUCCUCUGCUUCUUGGGUAGCUCCCCAAUUUCUUCUGAGAGAGUUAGCUAGAGAGCCACAGGCAGAGGGUGGGUGGCUAAGGCCCUUUGUCCCCUGGGCAGUACCACCCUGAGUGCCCAGAGCCAGAGCCAGAGCAAGGUCAAGCCUGCUGGAAAUUCAAGUUGAUUUCUCACCAUUGAGCCAUGAUGCCUCCUCUCCUUCCCCCCAGCCCCACUAUGUCCAGCCACAGGGAGCUUUUGUUGGGUUCCAGCAGGAGUCCCCUAGUCACUUGCCAAGGGUGCCAAUGUCCAGCUAAACCCUGAAAUGCCUCUUAGCUGGGCCUCCUUCUCCCCUCCAAAGCAGCUUUCAUCCUGUCCCAAGACCAUGAAGAUUUUAACAGGCUUUGAGUUAGGCUCCUGGAAGCUCCCAGAAGUCCUCAUUAAUGGUCGUCAUCCUUUAUUCCCAAGCUCCAGGGGUGGAUUCCCAUGGGUCUGAAGCAGCAAGGCCACCCCAUACAGAGGCACUGGACCUGAGGCUUUGGUCUCAGGUCUCCAUCCUUUGCUGAUGAGGGGCAGGGAGAUUGGGGUCUUCCUUAGGCAUCUCUGGCUUUAACUCCCUCUGUAGGGUCCUGGGUACCUCCUGCCCUGCCCCACACUGUGAUUAGGGCAGGGAGUGUGGAGUCACCCAUUCCUGGGAGGGAGGGAG